Messenger RNA from Parasteatoda tepidariorum (common house spider), 377 nucleotides. RefSeq names its product coatomer subunit beta. Gene Ontology annotation, cellular component: cytoplasm; COPI vesicle coat. Gene Ontology annotation, molecular function: structural molecule activity. Gene Ontology annotation, biological process: intra-Golgi vesicle-mediated transport; intracellular protein transport; endoplasmic reticulum to Golgi vesicle-mediated transport. The record is from RefSeq and is a predicted model, not a curated record. Lineage: Eukaryota; Metazoa; Arthropoda; Arachnida; Araneae; Theridiidae.
AUAUGUUUGAGCUAAUGGUUUCUCAAGCUAUGGGAGUGCUGAAAAAAGAUUCUGCGACUGAUUUAAGCUCCUCUAAACUGAGCAAAGUGACUCAACUCACUGGGUUCUCUGAUCCAGUUUAUGCUGAAGGAUAUGUUCAUGUAAACCAAUAUGAUAUUGUUCUGGAUGUGUUGAUUGUCAACCAAACUUCUGAUACUCUUCAAAACUGUACUCUAGAACUAGCUACAUUAGUGUUGCAACAAAAUGCAAGAUGCCUUCAGGGUGUAGCCCGAACAAGUUUCGUUUCUUUUUGUCCAUUUCUUUUGUCACCAAUUAUUGAUACCAAUUAUUAGUUUUUUAAUUUAAAGAAAAUAUUAAUCCAGUCGAUAAUUAAUUUA